Pipistrellus kuhlii (Kuhl's pipistrelle) is the source of this 2216-nucleotide messenger RNA. RefSeq names its product alpha-fetoprotein-like. Gene Ontology annotation, molecular function: zinc ion binding; fatty acid binding. The transcript is spliced from 13 exons. Lineage: Eukaryota; Metazoa; Chordata; Mammalia; Chiroptera; Vespertilionidae. Gene Ontology annotation, biological process: transport. Gene Ontology annotation, cellular component: cytoplasm; blood microparticle. The record is from RefSeq and is a predicted model, not a curated record.
GAUUUCUUGCACUGGGCCUCUAGGAUGGUAUUAGCGCCAGGCUUACAAUAAGCAUCAAUCAGUUUGGUCCCAUUCCCUUGUGCUUUCUCCAAAGGCUCGUGCUCCCUACUUUUCUCAGGAGCCUGAAAAGGUGUCUAGUACUGAAACUUGGGCCUUAACCAUUUAUUUGAAUUGGGGGUGGGUUCAUGUUUAUCUUCUUCCCUCAGUUUAGAGCUUUGACCGUGUCAUCAGAUACUUCCAGGAAAAGAGAUAUUUACCCAAAGUGUUAUUGAUUACUUCAUUGCAAGGCCUUCAUGGUGUAUUAUUAAAAAACCAAGUACAUUGACAUAACUCAUUUUAAAAUCCAGUAUUCGUUAAUGAAUGGCUAUCCAUCAACAACAUUUCUUCAUUGCUAUGAAUUCUUUGACUUGAUCAAAGUCAUAGUGGCCUGGCUAAAUAUUCACCAGAAAAAAGUUUAACUAUAUAAGGGGACUCUUCAAUUCCCUCAAAUGAUAGAGCACCUUCCAUAAAAGUUUGUCUGAAAAAAAUGAAGACUGUCAGAUUCAUAUAUUUUCUUGCUUUCUUCAGCCACAUUAAAUGUCAAACUCUUCAGAGAAGUUUACUAGAUGCAGCCAUGCAGCACUCUAAUAGCCAGAAUUAACUGGAGGAGAACUUAAGAGACAUCAUUAGCAUUAUGGUUGCUCAGUUUCUUCAGAAAUCCACUUAUGAAGAAGUACAAACCAUAGUUAAAGAGUUACUAGAUUUUGCAGAGAAUUGCAAGAGCCUCAAGCCAAAUGAGUCACCUUCAGAAUGCUCUUAUCAAUUGAUGGCCACCUUCUUAGAACAUAUAUGUAAUAAUCAAGGAAUGGCUGACAAACAUGUAUAUUCUGACUGUUGCAAUAUAUUGUAAAUAACACAGCAAGACACAAGUGUUUCCUAUUAAAUAAAAAAAGACGAAGCAGAUUACAGGGAAAUAUUGCAAAUUCCAAAUCCUGAGCAGAUUUGUGAGGUGAACAAAGAGAAUCAAGUGUUAGUGAAGAAGAGGUACAUUUAUGAAACUUCUAGAAAGCAUCCAUUCUUGUAUGGACCCACUAUUCUGGCCAUGUCUUCUUGCUAUGAAACAGCUGUUCAGUCAUGUUGCCAAGAAGAAAACAAGACUGAAUGCUUCCAGAUAAAGCUACAACCCAUCGCAAAAUACAUUAGAGAAAUAUCUUUGAGGCAUCAUCAUUUAUGUGAAAUUGGGACUAAAUUCAACCACAAAGUAGCAAAAGCAGUGGAAUUGGUUCUUUUGACUAAAAAACAACCUAAUGCUAACUUUUCUGAAAUUGCCAAACUGGCUACUGAUAUUAAAAACCUUCAUCAGACCUGUUGUGAAGGAAAUGCAGUAGCAUGUGUGUUUGGCAGGGUAAGAUAUUCUUUUUGCAAAGUGGAUUCAGUAUAUCAAAAGUUAUUGGGAAAAUGCUGUAAAUUAGAAAAUCCUCUGGAAUGCUAUAGCCAUGGGAAAGAGAUGUUCCAAAGAGUAGUUCAUGAAAGCCACAAGCGUGUUAAAAAUCAUUGUGAUUUGCUUGAGCAAUUAGGAGACAGUAACUUCCACGACAGGAUCCUGGUCCUUUACACUAAGAAAGCCCCACAACUAUCUGCUCAAGAGUUGGUCAUGUUCACAAAGAACAUGGCGGCUGCUGCCACCAAAUGUUGCCCUCUGAGUGAUGAACAGCAGUUUGCCUGCAUGGAGGACGUGGCUAUGCUAAUUCUUGGAGCUUUAUGCAGAAGACAUGAGACACAACCUAUCAAUGCUGGUGUGGGUCACUGUUGUGAUGAUUCCUAUGCCUUCAGAAAGCUAUGCUUUGAUGGUCUAAAAGUUGAUGGAACUUAUAUUUCUCCAUAUUUAUCCUAUGACCAAAUUAUCAGCAUUAAAGAGGACUUGUGCAAAGCUCAAGAGGAAGAAAUCCAAACUGGAAAGCAAAAGCUCCUCAGCAACCUUGUGAAGCAGAGACCAUAUGCAGCAGAGAUGCAGUUCCAGCCAAUUAUUGCGGAUUUUACUCAGCUGGUGAAGAAGUGCUGCCAAGCAGAAAAACGUGAAACAUGUUUCCAAGAAGAGGCAUCCAAACUGAUAGAAAAGUGCCAGUCUCUCUUGGGAGGCUAAAUGAUUCUGGAAAUGUCAAUGGAGGGUGAUUGCUGGGAUCUGUAUUUUAUUCUUCACGAACAAUGAAACCCAGUUCUAAUAUUCAAACCAACAA